Pezoporus flaviventris is the source of this 1724-nucleotide messenger RNA. RefSeq names its product F-box protein 47 (gene FBXO47). Lineage: Eukaryota; Metazoa; Chordata; Aves; Psittaciformes; Psittacidae. The transcript has 12 exons. Gene Ontology annotation, molecular function: protein binding. Bases 272 to 1636 code for a protein of 454 amino acids. The record is from RefSeq and is a predicted model, not a curated record.
AAUAGUGGGAGUCGAUUCCACUUCGAUCAGAUUGAACGGGAACAGACCGGAAUUGGCUGAAUUCGGCUGAAAACCUCCCUGGUGGCAAAGUGGUUUUAUCCUUCCCUAUAACACAAUUGCAGACCCGAGUGGCUAUAAAGAGGAGUGGAGCUGCUUUGUGCACUGUGCACAAGGAAUUCAAGCUGUCUUCAACCCACACUUGUGAGUAUACAUUUCCAACUGACUUCAGCCUUUGCUUUUAGAAGGUUCAAUUGAUGGGACUGACAGGACAAUGACCUCCACCCCAGGGACCAGCUACACCUUGAUUCCGAAUCAGAAAUACAGGCGCAGCACCCGUCGCUCCAGUCAGCGCUGCAACCCCUCGGACACACACUCCCAAUCUCUGUCAACACUUGGGUAUUUUCAAACACUUCCACUAGAGAUCUUUCAAAUGAUAUUGAAUUAUCUUUCAGUGAAGGAUAUCAGCAUGCUGAGCAUGGUGUCGAAAACCAUCAGCAACCACCUUAUGAAUUACAUCUCAACCUCAGCAGGAAACCAAAGGCUCUUACUGCGAGACUUCCAUAACCUUGAGCUACCUGGCAAGGGAGAAGGAUCCUAUAUUUUAGAGCACUACAGAUCUCUAGGAUUGUUGCUUAAAAGAUGCACGCUUCUCCUGCCUACUAAAGAGAGGCUGAAGUACAUCCACAAGGUUCUCUCAGGAGUGUCCUGUUUCAAACUUAAUGGUUGUCCAAGUCCUCUGCAUUGUUUGGGAUUACAGUGUUAUGGGGUAUUUUUACAGAUCCUAACAGCAGGCUGGGAUGAACUGGAGUGUCACCGGGUUUUUAACUUCCUCUGGGAGCUGAGCAAUUUAGCCCGUAAAGUACAGACAGUUGUGAGCAGCAAACCAGGAAGUGCCCAGAAGCUGGAGCUGAGGAUCAGGUUGUACUGCCGCAGCGUCUUGUUGAACCACUGGGUUCAUCGCAGCGACUCCGCGUUCUGGCUGACCCGCAUUUUGAAGCCAUGGCCCAUGGUUAACCAAGCUCGCCUGCUGUACAUCAUCUUUGGGCCAGUGUCCUCUCUUGAUGGACACGUGGUUUGGAAGAAAAUGAUACAAGGACCAACAGAUGAAGCCAGCCUGAAAGGUCUAGCAGAGGCCAUUAAACUGCUCUAUGAUGCAGAAGCUAGAGAAUGGACAACAGACGAUGUCAUCAGUCUUGUGGAUGAGCUGUCAGUGGUUCCCAGGGAGUGGCUCAUGGAGAACAAUGCUCGGCUGCUCAUUCUGAGUGGAAACAACAUCUGCUUCACGUUCAUGGCCAGUAAAGCUGUGAACGGGCGAGUGGCUGAGUUAGCCAGGCUCGUGGUGUUCCUGGCCUUGGUCUGUGAGAAGGACCUGUACUGCAUGGACUGGGCAGUAAAAAUGAUGCAGAAGGUCUGCAACGUUUUCAGCACUCCAGGGGAGAGAAACUACUUUCUACAGUGUCUGGAGAAUGCCUUUGCUCACCUCAUCAUGGACAUGCUCCAGGCAGUGCUGUCUGGGGAUCGUGAUGAAGAGGACAGCAGCUUCUUGAACUUGUUUCACCUUGUCAACGCACAAGCGAACUUCCAUAAGGAAUUCCUAUGCCUGAGCCUGGUCAGCCCCAGCAGCAGCACUGCCUGACGCUCCGGGUGUGCCGGACUCUGCUCAAAUCCUGCUGGGGUUUUCCAAAGCUUUUUUUUUUCCUAAGCAUUUUUUUCAAAGCAAUGUC